ACCACAAGUAAACUAAACCUGCCGUGUCCAAGCUUCUCUGCUUUCCAAACAUUAAAGAAAAAGCCUUGUAAUGGCAGCAGCUCAGGCAAUCUCCUUUGCUCUUCUUUUCAUUCUUCAGCUACACUUGUAUGGAACUACCGCCGAUUAUGGAGGAUGGGAGAGUGCUCACGCCACUUUCUACGGCGGUGGUGAUGCUUCAGGCACAAUGGGAGGUGCAUGUGGGUAUGGGAAUUUGUACAGUCAGGGGUAUGGAACCAACACUGCAGCUCUAAGCACAGCUUUGUUCAACAAUGGCUUGACCUGCGGUGCUUGCUAUGAAAUGCGAUGCAACAAUGACCCCAGAUGGUGCCUGCCUGGCACCAUCACCGUCACCGCCACAAACUUCUGCCCGCCGAAUUUCGCUUUGUCCAACGACAAUGGUGGAUGGUGCAAUCCUCCACUCCAACAUUUCGAUAUGGCAGAGCCUGCUUUCUUGCAAAUCGCACAGUACCGCGCCGGAAUAGUGCCGGUAGCCUUUAGAAGAGUGCCGUGUGUGAAGAAAGGAGGCAUAAGAUUCACCAUUAAUGGCCACUCUUACUUCAACCUGGUCCUGAUCACCAACGUUGGCGGUGCAGGGGAUGUCCAUGCCGUCUCGAUCAAGGGCUCUAAAACAGGGUGGCGACCAAUGUCAAGGAACUGGGGCCAAAACUGGCAGAGCAACUCAUAUCUCAAUGGCCAAAGCUUGUCCUUCCAAGUCACCACCAGCGACGGCAGGACUGUGACAAGCUACAACGUGGUGCCUGCUGGUUGGCAAUUUGGUCAGACCUUCGGAGGGGGUCAAUUUUAAAUUUGGGGAGGUAGAUUAGUGAGAAUUUGUAUAUGUUUUAGUUGCGUAUGCGUUUUAAUUCCCUUUUUUUUUCAUAUUUUGUAAGAGCCAAGAGUUUGUAGUGGAAGUCCGGGAAAGUGGCUCUCUGAUUGCUGAGGUUGCUAAACAAAUAGCACCCGCCGGGCCUUUCACAUAUAAGUUUGUUUUUGGAAAUUUCUCUGUAUCAUUCAGGGGAUAUCCCAUUUCCCCCAUUUUGUAGCACUUUGUGCUAUAUGAUAUCAAAUAGUAAUACAUGAACACUGCAGAUGAUCAUGAUCUGUCCAUUCUGUACCA
This is a messenger RNA of Juglans regia (Persian walnut), 1138 nucleotides long. Its product is annotated as expansin-A4-like. Gene Ontology annotation, biological process: plant-type cell wall organization. The record is from RefSeq and is a predicted model, not a curated record. The coding region runs from base 71 to 826 and encodes 251 amino acids. Gene Ontology annotation, cellular component: extracellular region. Lineage: Eukaryota; Viridiplantae; Streptophyta; Magnoliopsida; Fagales; Juglandaceae. The transcript is spliced from 3 exons.